GACAGUGGUGAUAGCAUUAAUGAAGAAGUUACGUGGGAAUGCGGCACGGAUAAUUUCACGAAAUUCAUCAGCAAAUGGUCGAUCGAAACGAACUGUCCACAUCUGACAAGACAUAUUAACAACUGUUGUUUGAGUCACGACUUGUGUUAUUUUGAGCAGAAAGGGAGAAAAUUCUGUGAUGAUAACUUUUGCACCUGUCUUCGCGUAAGUUACUUGGCACUAAAUUUUUUCUCGAUGCCUGCCAAAAAAUUUUUUCAUGCGAUUACACGAAGUAUUUUUCAAAAAAUGCCUUUUUUACAAUUUCUUCUAAAUUAUUGCGCUGUGCUAUGUUUAAUCUGA
Thelazia callipaeda (thelaziosis nematode) is the source of this 339-nucleotide messenger RNA. Lineage: Eukaryota; Metazoa; Nematoda; Chromadorea; Rhabditida; Thelaziidae. The record is from the annotation of a GenBank genome assembly.